This is a messenger RNA of Penaeus chinensis, 1092 nucleotides long. RefSeq lists its product as uncharacterized. NCBI's taxonomy places the organism in Eukaryota, Metazoa, Arthropoda, Malacostraca, Decapoda, Penaeidae. The record is from RefSeq and is a predicted model, not a curated record.
GACUUCAUAUACCGAGGUUAAGCAGUAUCCAGACUUUAACCCACAGGCCAUUGCCCUGUACAACUCCAUAGCAGUGCAACAAUUGCAGGAGACUGGCACGGUUUUUUGGGACAGCACACUAAGGUUAUCGAUUGCCUAUACGGAGGAAUGCGUCAGAUCCAAUAGAAUCACGCCAGCUACCAAUGAGUGGAACUGCGGUGACCCGGGACAUAUAGGAUACAUUAUGUUGGAUCAGUAUGCGGAUAUGAUAUAUAAUGCUUUUUGCAAUAGGUUCCUAAACCUGACUGACGAUUAUUGUGACACAGGUCGCUAGCUGUAAUUGCUAGAUCUUUGUUCAUCUCGUUACCUUAGAAAAAUGUUUUGGAAGUAACUGAACAUGCACAAUCUCCUGUGUAAGAGCGUGUUUGUGUAAUGCUGGUAAAACUGUCAGGCGUGUCCGACCAAUCUACAUAUUUCCUAGGUGUGUUUCAUUGCUUGACAAAGUACUGGAAAUAAGAACAUUUUGUAAAUACAUCAAUUAAAUAAUUUGACACAAUGUAAUCAUAUUACAUGCACAUAGUUUUGAAUCUUCCCCCGCGACAGCUUGCUCCUCACAUCCUUUCGCCCAGGCAUUGACUCUAUACAAUAGAGCCUAUGUCGUCACCGCAGCCUCCCUCAUCCCCGUAACGGCGGGCAUCCCGCGACCCGGUCGCUUUCCCGUAUCGAGUAGCCACUUUUCAGUGUACCAGUCGCCGUUUGUCGUUUCCCCCCGCACCUUUGAUAUAGUUUCACGUAUUUGUAUCUGUAUUCACGAUUUUAGGGAGUUUUUGACUUUUUCUUUUAGUUACACCCGUUUGGGUCUAGUUUUGUUUUCUUUUUGUUUCACUGUCCAUCCGUUAUGUUAUUGGUUCGAUUAUAUAAUUUAAUCCAUUUCUAUUUUAUGAGAACAAGUAUCUUUAUUGUUGUUUUAUGAUAUAUUAUUAUAUUUUACGUCUAUUACGUGUAUUUACGUUUAUAUUUGGGAUUGUAAAGAUGUACGACCGUGACGUCACGGCAUGUGUAGAUUUGUUUCCCGCGAAAUAAACAGUUGGUGGCCGCACUUGGUCGAAGUAA